Molecule: messenger RNA, 2703 nt
Organism: Sardina pilchardus (European sardine)
Lineage: Eukaryota; Metazoa; Chordata; Actinopteri; Clupeiformes; Clupeidae
Gene: zbtb3
Product: zinc finger and BTB domain containing 3
Exons: 3
Coding region: 249-2072 (607 amino acids)
Biological process (GO): regulation of transcription by RNA polymerase II
Cellular component (GO): nucleus
Molecular function (GO): DNA-binding transcription factor activity, RNA polymerase II-specific; protein binding
Source: RefSeq, a predicted model, not a curated record
UUUCAAACACUGACGUUACACUGCUACACCCAACGAAGAAGGAGGUUUUCAGCGUAAAAUAUCUAUUUAACAGCUUCCAUUCAACAUUUUUUUCCAUGGAAGAAGACCGUACACACAUUUCCUGGGAAAUCUCAACUGUUGCUUGAGGCGGACGUCAGUUCAAGAGUAUAAGACUCCCCUGCCCUCACAGACAAACAGUGAAAUUCUCUUUGGUCUAUGUAGGAGUACUACUCUGUUGGCUGGUGCUGAUGGAGUUCCCAGGGCACAGUCAGCAGCUCCUGGCGAGCCUGCGCUCCCAGCAGCAGCAAGGCUUCCUGUGUGACUGUCUAGUGCAGGUGGGUCCUUUGCGCUUCCAAGCCCACCGUGCCGUACUGGCCUCCUGCUCCCCGUUCUUCCACAUGUUCUACUCUGAACACCCACUGGGCACCAGUGCCAGCUCCUCAGGGCCCCGUAGGGAAACGGUGGUCACCAUCAACGGGCAGAUCGUUACCCCGGCAGCCUUUGGGCUGCUGCUGGACUUCAUGUAUGAGGGGGUGCUGAAGCUUGCCACCCAUCCGCCCCCGGAGGAUGUGCUGGCGGCAGCCAGCUUCCUGCACAUGAACGACGUGGUGCAGGUGUGCAAGAAGAGACUGCAGGGCCGUGGCCUGGCUGAAGCGGACAGCACCAGGGCUGAGGAAGUGGACCCCAAGGCUGCGUUUGGAGGACCUGCCAGCGUAGUCACUGUCAGCUCCAGGGGGACUGUCGCCAGUGUGGGGACUAGUGGAAGUAGGGCACAGGAUGGUUCGCCCGGAGGGUCUGCCAAGGUAGUAGCAGUUACAAUGUCUGGACAAACGUCGGUGAGGUCGCCUUUCCACCAGUUUUCCUCUUUAAAGGCCGACACUCGGACAGUUAAUGUUCACAAUAUUCAGGACGACAGCAGCAGUGGGGCGGGUAGUCCAGAUUUAGCGGACACUACCCAGCCAGGCAUGGACUCUUUCCCUGCAAUAGGGGAAUCUGGUGCAGUCUCAGGCAGAAGGAAAGUACCAGUACGGACAGGAAAUCAGGAGUCCGCUCUCUCUAGUCCCUGCAGCACCACUGAAAUAUACUGCGGAACCAACAGUAACCUGUCCUCCUCGUCGCUGCAGCAAUCUCAUCAACCUCUCAACACCACAGAGAACCAGUCCAUGGGGUCAGCGGUGGUCAUUGUGGCUCAUGCCGGAGAUGGCGGCAGACUCAGCCCUGUGCAAGACGGACACUCGGAGAGCAGCUCCGGUUCAGCACGACGCUCGAGCCAGGGAGCUCCAGCCCUCGCUGCGCCUCCCCUGAAGAGUCCAGGCCUGGGCAACGCCACGUCCCCUCCUCACCGCACGCAGGCUCGGACGGAAACGGAGCCCAGGCAGGGUUUCGUGAGGGUGAGGGUGGGCAGUGCAAGCAACCGUCCUUCAUCUCCGUCUCCAGAGAGGCAAAGGGAAUCUGAAGAGGACGGGGUGAAGGUGAAGGUGGAGGCCAUCGUGAUCUCAGACGAAGAGUUAGAGGAAGCGGAAGGGAGGCGUGAGCUGAGCGGCACCGGAGCUCCGGAACUGUCCAGGGAGGCCAUGCACUUUGACGACAGCAAUCCUGACAUGGAGGAGUUGGCCGGGACUCACUUCAUGGUCUCCAAUCCUCUGGCGCACAUCUCUGAGCACCAGGAGCCUCUCUCCUUCCCCAUGUCGCCGCAGGGUCAUAGCGCUUCCUCCUCAGACCCUGCGAGUUUUCCCGGUUCUCUCUUCCCAUCUGGGUCCCAUCAGUCUGAGCACCAGGGUGUCUACUUCGAGGAAUUCCAAGACUCCCUCGGGAAUUAUGUGGAGGACGUGCCAACGUGCAGUACGUGUGGAAAGACCUUCUCCUGUGCGUACACGCUGCGGAGGCACGCUAUCGUCCACACGCGAGAGCGGCCCUUUGAGUGUCGCUACUGCUAUCGUAGUUAUACACAGUCGGGCGAUUUGUACCGGCAUAUCAGAAAGGCGCAUGAUCAUGAUUUGCCAGCGAAACGCCAGAGGGGGGAGAACGACCCUGGGGGAGAUGAUCUGACUCAGCCCCCACCGCAGACGUAACGUCUACCAAAUCACUGUACAGCUGUCCACAAGACAUAGACGCAACGGAUCCCUUAAUGUUCAUGUGUGUCUGUUUUAUCUUCAGAUAAGUCAAACUGGUAUCAUGGUGUCACAAAGCAGUCUUGCUCACAUCAACAAUAGGUGUAUUUUUAGUGUAUUUGACUCAAUUUUAAACAAUGACCUGUAAGUGGAGAAUCAAGAGAGAGAAGGUCAACUGAAAACAGAAUUAUGAUGAAUUAAAGAGAGAAAAACUAGGAUGUGUAUGGAGAAUUUUAGGAUUUCGAAUUUUAAUGGCUGCUUACGUUCAUAGUGUGAUUUAAUGGGACGGUGUUCAGGUAAUUUUGGUCUUGCAACUUGUGUGUUUGCUGUGUGUGUCCACCACCAAAUACACUAGCAAGACUAAAAUAUCUGGCUUACAGCAAGGAGUUAUUGUGUUCAAAGGGGAGUACUGCAGAGUAACGUGUGUAUACUUUUAAUAAUGCCUAUAGGAAUGUGUCAUCACCAUUUCUCUUUUAAAACAUUUCUAGUCAACUCUGUGAAAACCGGUAAAAUAUUUCUUUGCCAUCGUAAAUAAAACCAGUGAGUGACUUACUGAAUUGUUAAAUAAAUAAUGCUGUUGCAGUUUACAAAA